Molecule: messenger RNA, 993 nt
Organism: Fulvia fulva
Lineage: Eukaryota; Fungi; Ascomycota; Dothideomycetes; Mycosphaerellales; Mycosphaerellaceae
Product: Efflux pump himE
Exons: 2
Coding region: 1-993 (330 amino acids)
Cellular component (GO): plasma membrane; fungal-type vacuole
Source: RefSeq, a predicted model, not a curated record
AUGCCGGUCGAUCCCAAUGCCGGUUGCAAUCUUGACAUUCCGCUACAGAACUGCACAAUCACGACCUGCCUAGCACAAGGAGCUGCAUUCAACUAUGUUCCGCACUUCGGCGGAAACAUAUUCUACAUGGUCUUCUUCGCUGUGUUCAUCCUACCACAACUAUGGUUUGGCAUCAGAUAUCGGACAUGGGGCUUCAUGAUCGGGAUGAUCCUUGGUCUAGUCCUCGAAGUCGUCGGCUACUAUGCCAGGGUCGGACUGCACGAUGAUUCAUUCUCAAGUAAUGCCUUCAUGCUGUAUCUCGUCGGCCUCACCAUCGCGCCGGUCUUCAUCACCGCCGCCAUAUACCUUUGCCUCUCCCGAAUCAUCGGGCUCUAUGGCCAACAUCUGUCUUUUCUCAAGCCUCGGACAUUGGCGCUCACAUUCAUGGCGUCCGACUUCUUGUCACUGGUAUUGCAGGCAGUCGGCGGUGUCAUGGCGAAGGCCGCAACCUCGGACCUGAGAGAUCCUCAGCCUGGCACCAAUGCGAUGAUUGCUGGCUUACUGCUCCAAGCAAUCAGCCUCGGCUUCUUUGCUGGCGUCUGGAUCAUUUUCAUGUUACGCGUGAGAAGCGGCAUUCCCGACCAGACUGCGGGGAAACGAAAGGUUCGAGAAAGAGCAUUCUUCCCGGCGUUCAUGAUCGGCCUCGCACUCGCUACUGUCGUCAUUGAGAUCCGGUCCAUAUAUCGAGUUGCAGAGCUAUGGGGCGGCUUUAGCGGAAAGUUAUGGAAUGAUGAGGUGGACUUCAUGGUCUUGGAUGGCGUGAUGAUGGCGAUAGCCGUUGUUCUGUUGACCUUGUUUCACCCUGGCAUAGCAUUUGCUGGACAGUGGAACUCGAGUGAUUGGAGCUUACGGGGAGGAGAUCACGAUGACAAGUCUCCGCGAUAUGGUCUGGGGCCCGAGCGCGAGAUGGAUGACCUUUGGCGACGAGGCGGGAGAGAGUACGAGAGAACGUGA